AUGUCACAAUUUUCUUCGAGAGAUGAGUAUUACUCCAGUUCAGACUCUCUUCCCUCUUCUGAUUCAGAAGAAGAGUGUGGUGAGUCAAACGAAAUAACAAAUUGGCUAUCUAAAAAUCCCGAAGACGUCCUUGACUGUCCGCAUUACCUAUCGCGCCACAGAAAAUACGAAAAAUGGAUGCUGCCAGUAAUAAAUGCAAGGAGAGUUAUGACCAUUUUCGCGGAUACUUGCAAUUGGUCAAGCCUCCUAAAUUCAAUUCAGAAGUUUGAGUCUGCAUUGAAAACUAAAUCGAGGUCGAAUGACAAAUCUCUAGACAUAUUUACACCUGUGCUUGCGCGCUUCUUGAUUGAUCUUGAUGAGUUUAUAAAAAGGAUUCCUCGAGAUAAAAAGUACAAGAAAAAUUUAAACUCGACAGAAGCUAGAGCCUGUACUAUUGUUCAACAAAAGUCUGUGCAACUUCUUGAGACGUGGGAUUCGGUGAUUAGAAAGUAUUCUGACAGCCCUCCGUCCGUACGAAUAUUAUUUAAAGAAAAGGCAAUCAUAGAUGCCCUUGAAAUAUUCCUGAUGAUUCCACCCCACAACUUCCUGUCGCUAAGAAAUUUAAAUAUUGAAGCAUAUCCACAGUCCCUGAAAAAAAUUCACACGAUACUCGACUAUUAUUACUCGUUCUCAAAUAUCAAAGAUAUAACUACCAAAAUCGGAUUCGAUUCUCUGACGGCUCUGGAUUUGUCCAAAAAUCGAUUAAGAGAUCUCCCUCAUGAAAUUUUCUUUUUUAAAAAUUUGAAAAUUCUCGAUAUCUCCUAUAAUCUCUUUCAAUAUCUCCCUCCACUGAUUGCAAAAUUUGUGUCACGUUCAGUAAUCUUGCGUGUUGAACGUAAUCCUUUCCGGAAGUCCAACACUCAUAGAAUUCAAAAAUUAGUGGCAGAUGAAAGCACAAUAAACACAUCAAGGGAUUUGGUACCACGGUUGACAGAUAUCUGCGCACAGAAUAUCAUUCUCAACAAAAUUUUAAUUACUCGCAAAAGAAAAUUUCAGAAAUUCAUAGAAAAUGAUCAGAGUAAACGAAUUACGAAACAAAGAAAUAUAAGCCAAUCAAUUCCCGAUGUUCUUGUAGAUUUCGUCAAACAGGGAUAUUUGUUAUAUGGACUACGCAUGGAAUUAUGGCAAUUGUCGGGAAAUAAGAAAAUCGAUCCCGUUAAUAAGAAGGUUUUGUAA
Messenger RNA from Acaulospora morrowiae, 1215 nucleotides. NCBI's taxonomy places the organism in Eukaryota, Fungi, Glomeromycota, Glomeromycetes, Diversisporales, Acaulosporaceae. The record is from the annotation of a GenBank genome assembly.